Messenger RNA from Lingula anatina, 1603 nucleotides. RefSeq lists its product as uncharacterized. Lineage: Eukaryota; Metazoa; Brachiopoda; Lingulata; Lingulida; Lingulidae. The record is from RefSeq and is a predicted model, not a curated record. Gene Ontology annotation, biological process: transsulfuration. Gene Ontology annotation, molecular function: pyridoxal phosphate binding; carbon-sulfur lyase activity. Gene Ontology annotation, cellular component: cytoplasm.
GAUCAGCUGGGUUUUGCUGUUAAAUAAGUAUAGAUACAAAACUUUACAAUGGAUGAUCGUCUAAAGUACAGCACCCCAAUAAUGCCACCAAUCUACCAAGCGUCCACAUACUAUGUUAAAUCAAUGGACACUUUUGAAGAACUUAUCAACAAGGAUGGUUAUUUCUAUCUGCGACACGGGUGUCCCACAUCUAGAGUAGCAGAGGAUGCUAUUAAGGAGUUAGAGGGCGGGGUUGGCACCUGCGCGUUCAGCAGCGGCAUGGCAGCCGUGUCCACCAUAUUUAUGGCUUUUCUGAAGCCUGGAGACCACAUGGUGAUGAACUACCCAGUGUACAGUGGUGUAGACAACUUCAUCAGAAAGUUUCUGGUCCCCAAGAUGCAGAUAGAAAUUACCAGGGUUCCUGCCGGAUGUGACGUAGAGAUGUACCGGAAACACGUCAAGGAAAACACCAAGAUACUAUACGGGGAGACCCCCUGCAACCCAAUAUUGACCAUUCUGGACCUCGAUGCCUUUGGAAAACUUGGUCAGAGUCUCCCUGGGGUGAUCACAGUGGUGGACAGCACCUUUGGUGGCCCUUACGUCCAGCAGCCUAUUAAGCAUGGAGUAGACAUCUGUUUUAACAGUUGCACCAAGUAUUUGGGCGGCCACAGUGAUCUUCUUGGUGGAUGUGCCACGACAAGAACAAAAGAACUGUAUGACGUCAUCCAAGAUAUGUCCAUAACAGCGGGUAACAGACUAAAUCCAUUUGACGCCUCUCUUUUGUACCGGGGAGUGUUAACUCUCGGUGUUCGGAUGGAAAAACACUCCCAGAAUGCAUUGGGACUGGCCAAGUUCCUGGAGAACCAUCCAAUCGUAAAUCAAGUAUGGUAUCCCGGCCUCCCCUCCCACCCACAGCACGACACAGCUAAAAAACAAAUGAAAGUUUACGCAGGCAUGAUUGCAUUCGACAUGAAAUGUUCACUGGAAUGUGCCAAGAGUUUUGUCGAGAACCUGAAAGUGAUAAAACUCGCGGUUUCCCUUGGCGGUGUCCGCAGUCUAAUAGAGCUGGCCAGCCUGAUGACCCACGGUCCAUGGAUCUCGGGGGAGGAGUGUGUCGCGAUGAAUAACCUCCCUGAGACCCUGGUUAGGCUGAGUGUCGGAAUUGAAGACAUGGACGUUCUGAUGGAAGAUCUUAAACAGGCACUUGAUAAAAUACCAGUAGCUUCAUGAGAUUUUUUCAUUGAAAAAACUCUAGCUUAGAAAUUAUCAAUUUAUGCUGACACGCACAUAUCAAAAAUAGAUUUUACAUACGUAGAAACAUGUUUUAAAGUGCAUUCUAUGUGUUUAUUGUUUGACGCAGAUGCGAGGCAAAUAGAAAGGGAGGUAGUAAGUUAGAAUUUCCCAUAAUAUGAUUAGGGAUAAAAUUAUGUGAACGCUCAUGUGGUUAAACUAUGUCGGAUUCUGCUGUGGUUAGGCGAGAUGGAUGGAUUGAAAUUGGGGACUUGAAAUAUGCCACCAAAGCUUUGUAUUGGUUCCUUGCAAUUUCAAACACACUUACUGGCAAUUAGAUAAAUUGCAUGUUUUCUUGAGAGUGGAUUACAAAAAUAUUCCUAUUUUAACAAUA